AUGCUGGGAGCUUUCACGCGUGCGUUCUCCUCAUUGGUGAAGACGCGAGCACCGGCUGCUCGCCUCUCUUCCACGCUACAUGCCUUUCGUGGCUUUGAACUUCCCCUCAGAUGCAUGGAGCCUUUAAUGCUGCUGCGACCUCUCGCACCCGUGGAGCGUGCGCCUACGGCAAUGGAGGAGAUGCUCGCGGACAGUGUGAUGCGUAAGAGGCGGCUCAAAAUGAAGAAGCACAAGCUUCGCAAGAGAAGAAAGAGACAAAAGGCCGAGAAGAGAAAGCAGUCGCAGGGUAAAUGA
Molecule: messenger RNA, 294 nt
Organism: Lachancea thermotolerans CBS 6340
Lineage: Eukaryota; Fungi; Ascomycota; Saccharomycetes; Saccharomycetales; Saccharomycetaceae
Gene: QRI5
Product: mitochondrial 37S ribosomal protein mS38 QRI5
Exons: 1
Coding region: 1-294 (97 amino acids)
Source: RefSeq, a predicted model, not a curated record